GGGAGAGAGAGAGAAGGCAAAUGCUCCCCCAGCUGUUUCCUGUCUACAGUGUCUGUGUUUUGUAGAUAAAUGUGAGGAUUUUCUCUAAAUCCCUCUUCUGUUUGCUAAAUCUCACUGUCACUGCUAAAUUCGGAGCAGAUAGAGCCUGCGCAAUGGAAUAAAGUCCUCAAAAUUGAAAUGUGACAUUGCUCUUAACAUCUCUCAUCUCUCUGGGUUUCUUCUUGCCUCGUUAUUCCUGCUCACCAAUUCACUUCCAGACUUUGUACUGCAGAAGCAAUGGGAAAAAUCAGCAGUCUUCCAACUCAAUUAUUUAAGUGCUGCUUCUGUGAUUUCUUGAAGAUAAAGAUACACAUCAUGUCAUCUUCACAUCUCUUCUACCUGGCCUUCUGCUUGCUAACCUUCACCAGCUCUGCUACAGCUGGACCAGAGACCCUCUGCGGGGCCGAGCUGGUGGACGCUCUUCAAUUCGUGUGUGGACCGAGGGGCUUUUACUUCAACAAGCCCACAGGCUAUGGCUCCAGCAUUCGGAGGGCGCCUCAGACAGGCAUUGUAGAUGAGUGCUGCUUCCGGAGCUGUGAUCUGAGAAGGCUGGAGAUGUACUGUGCCCCCCUCAAGCCUACAAAAUCAGCCCGCUCUAUCCGUGCCCAGCGCCACACUGACAUGCCCAAGACUCAGAAGUCCCAGCCCCUAUCUACAAACAAGAAAAUGAAGCCUCAAAGGAGAAGGAAAGGAAGUGCAUUUGAAGAACACAAGUAGAGGGAGUGCGGGAAACAAGAACUACAGGAUGUAGGAAGAGCCUACCAAGAAGCAGAAACUGAUGUGCGACAGCAGGAUCCUUUGAUCUACAUCAGCAACCGGCAAACAUGGGAACGCCUACCAAAAAAUAACAAUAAGAUGAAUAACAUUUCAAAGAUGGGCAUUUCCCCCAGUGAAAUACACAAGUAAACAUUCCAACAUGGUCUUUAGGAGUGUUUGUUAAAAAAAAUAAUAACUUUGCACCUUGCAAAAGUGAUCAUGCAGUGGGUAGAUUGCUUUUGAUCCUUUAUCAAUACGUUCUAUAGAGAAAAAGUAUAUAUAUAAUUAUAUCUUCUAGUCCCUGCCUCUCAAAGGCUGAAAAUGCAUGGGUGUUGUAUAGUUCCAGUUGCACUAAAUUCCUCUCUGAAUUCUGGCUGCUGAAGCCAAUCAUUCCGCAACUGUGUAUAAGUGGUUUAUGAAUUACUCUCUUAUUUUUAUUUUUCCCCACACAGCUCAAGCUGCUUGUUUUACAGAGUUUAACAAUCUUGUCUAUCUCCAUUAGCCCUGCCCUUUCCUAACAUGUAUUUGUUGAAUUUGGCCUCCUCAAAAGCAAUAGCAAGUAAGUAGUCAACUGGCCCACCAAGUUUUAACCCAUCUGAUUCCAUCUGUGGCAUUUGUACCAAAUAUAAGUUGGAUGCAUUUAUUUUAGACACAAAGCUUUAUUUUUCCACAUCAUGUUACAAGAAAAAAAUAGAAUGACAACAACUGCAAUUUUGAGGCCAAUCAUUUUUAGGUGUGUGUUUGAAACAUAGAACGUCUCUUUGAAUCUUGAUGGUUCCUUCAAAUGAUAAGUUAGUAUGUAACCUCAAUAGCAACUUCUCUCUUUUUAUUUUUCCAUAUAGAGCACUAUGUAAAUUUAGCAUAUCAAUAAUACAGGAUAUAUCAAACAGUA
Mesocricetus auratus (golden hamster) is the source of this 1687-nucleotide messenger RNA. It is a transcript of the gene Igf1, whose product is annotated as insulin like growth factor 1. The record is from RefSeq and is a predicted model, not a curated record. Gene Ontology annotation, molecular function: hormone activity; growth factor activity. NCBI's taxonomy places the organism in Eukaryota, Metazoa, Chordata, Mammalia, Rodentia, Cricetidae. Gene Ontology annotation, cellular component: extracellular region. The coding region runs from base 277 to 756 and encodes 159 amino acids. The transcript is spliced from 5 exons.